AAUUAUUAACGAUUUUAUACUUGUAUUUAUAAACGUAUACUAUAUUGAUUUUAUACUUAUGCGUACAUUGCAUAAUAAGAGGCGUGUCAACUAAAAAACAAAGGAGAUAAUAUGACAAGACAUUAAGAUUUAAAGAUAAAGAAAGAAGGUUUGCAUCAAAAAAAAAAAAAAGAAAAAAAAAAAAGAAAAAGAAAAAGAAGAAGAUAAACAGCCAACUGAAGAAGAAAACUAGCUUAAACCCUUUAAAAAAAUUGGUUCAAUAAUUACCAAAACAGAUGAGAGAAAAAAUGGGAAAAGAUGAAUACUUUCCUUUAUUUGAGACGAAGCAAGCAAAGGGAAGAUUAAUUUACAGGGUAUUUGCAACAUCUAUAUUAGUUGCAAUUUGUGUAAUUUGGGUUUAUAGAUGUUCUUACAUGCCCAAGAAAGUUGGGGAGGGAAGAUUAGGUUGGGUUGCUUUGUUUAUGGCUGAAAUUUGGUUUGGUUUUUAUUGGAUUCUUUCUCAAGUUUUUCGAUGGAAUUGCAUCUAUCGUUACUCUUUCAAAGAUAGACUCUCCAACAGGUAUGAGAAUGACUUGCCUACGGUGGACAUAUUCGUAUGCACGGCGGAUCCAUUAAUCGAGCCACCACUUAUGGUGAUCAACACUGUUUUAUCGGUCAUGGCUUAUGACUACCCACCGGAAAAGCUUAGCAUCUACUUAUCCGAUGAUGGUGGCUCGAUUUUAACAUUUUAUGCUCUUUUUGAGGCCUCUCAAUUCUCUAAGAAUUGGCUACCUUACUGCAAAAAGUAUAAGGUUGAACCAAGAUCCCCUGCUUCUUAUUUUAGAUCAAUGCUUGAGCCUACUAAUGCUACUCAUUCUAGCCAUUUCACAUCUAUCAAGAAAUUGUAUGAAGAAAUGCAAACCAGGAUUGAGAUGGCAUCAAAUCUUAGCCAGAUUCCAGAGGAAGUACGCGAUCAACACAAAGGAUUUUCCACAUGGAACGAUAGCUAUACUUCUAAACGUGACCACGAUACCAUUCUUCAGAUAUUGAUUGAUGGAAGAGAUAAAACGACUAUAGAAGUUGAAGGUUGUCAAAUGCCUACACUUGUGUACUUAGCUCGCGAGAAGAGGCCUCAAUUUUUUCACAACUUCAAAGCCGGAGCUAUGAAUGCAUUGCUAAGGGUAUCAUCUAAAAUAAGCAAUGGACCGGUUAUCCUCAACGUUGAUUGUGAUAUGUACUCGAAUGAUUCACAAUCUAUUCGCGAUGCUCUUUGUUUCUUCAUGGAUGAGAAGAUGAGCCAAGACAUUGCUUUUGUGCAAUUUCCGCAAAGAUUUGAAAAUACCACCAAGAAUGAUAUAUAUGGUUCUGCCCUUCAAACGAGCUAUGAGGUGGAAUUUCAUGGUUUGGAUGGCUUUGGAGGUCCAUUAUAUAUUGGAACUGGUUGCUUCCAUCAGAGAGAAAUAUUAUGUGGAAGGAGGUACUCUAAGGAUUACAAGAUCGAUUGGAAGAACUCGAAUGUGGUUGGAACAAUCGACGAGUUGGAAGAGAGUGCCAAAUCACUUGCUAGCUGCACAUAUGAGCUAAACUCUCAAUGGGGAAAAGAGAUGGGAUUGAAAUACGGGUGUCCAAUCGAAGAUGUGAUAACAGGGUUGGCAAUACAAUGUCGAGGAUGGAAAUCAGUGUACAUGAAUCCAAAAAGGAGUGCAUUCUUAGGUUUAGCAGCUACAACUUUGGAUGAUACACUAGUGCAACAUAAAAGAUGGAGUGAAGGUGAGCUUCAUAUCAUGCUAACACAUUGUCCUUUAUGGUACGGCCAUAAAAGGAUCCACCUCGGCCUUCAAUCGGGUUAUUGUUACUAUAGUCUUUGGGCAGUUAACUCCCUCGCGACCUUGUGUUAUUGUACCGUACCUUCUCUAUACAUGCUCGGAGACAUUUCCUUGUUCCCUAAGUUGCCAAGCCCGUGGUUUUUUCCAUUUGCCUACGUUAUAAUUGUCACGUACACGUACAACUUAGUAGAAUUCGUAUACACCGGAGGCACGAUUUUAGGGUGGUGGAAUGAACAAAGGAUUUGGCUCUAUAGGCGAAUAUCCUCGUACUUAUUUGCCCUCAUUGAUACAAUGUUGAACCUCAUCGGAUUUUCGAAAAUGAAAUUCGUGAUCACGAAUAAGGUGGCCGAUGAAGCCGUGUCUAAAAGAUAUGAGAAAGAGAUCAUGGAAUUUGGUGUAACUUCUCCCAUGUUCACCAUGCUAACAUCUCUUGCAUUCAUAAAUUUGUUCACCUUUGUUGUCCUAAUUAAAAAGUUAUUAGUAGGAGGGGAAAUAAUUAGGGGAAUGAUUAUUGAAAGAUUAAGCUUGCAGAUUUUGUUAUGUUUUGUAUUGAUUUUAAUUAAUUAUCCAUUGUUUAAGGCUGUUUUUAUAAGGAAGGACAAAGGUAAGAUGCCUAGUUCUGUCACUAUAAAGGCUUCCGUUGUAUCUGUUAUAAUUGUGCUUUAUUUUUGUUACUAGGGUUUUUUUUUCUCUUUAAUUUGAAGGAAUUUGUUGUAAAAUAGGGGAUAAUAGGAAUAAAUAAAGCACUUUUUAUUUUCUUGCAUAUGGUUUCUAUUCUAAAACAAUUUUCAGUG
Molecule: messenger RNA, 2599 nt
Organism: Chenopodium quinoa (quinoa)
Lineage: Eukaryota; Viridiplantae; Streptophyta; Magnoliopsida; Caryophyllales; Amaranthaceae
Product: cellulose synthase-like protein E1
Exons: 8
Coding region: 276-2483 (735 amino acids)
Biological process (GO): plant-type primary cell wall biogenesis; cellulose biosynthetic process
Cellular component (GO): trans-Golgi network; plasma membrane
Molecular function (GO): cellulose synthase (UDP-forming) activity; mannan synthase activity
Source: RefSeq, a predicted model, not a curated record